AUGGCGCCGACGAGACGGUCGCCGGCGGCCCCGGGCGGCCGGGCCGGGCUGCCGCCGCGGCGCGCGGCACUCCCCUCGCCAGCUCAGCUGGGGCCUCUUCCACGGGCACUGCCGAGUCUCUCGCACCGGGGCUCGAGGCGGCCGCGCGAGGGCGCUCCUCCUACACUUCUGCACGUGCGAACCUCGUCCUCGCUUCCGACGGAGGCGAUGCACCAGGCGGGCGGAAGUACCGGGAAGCGCGCGCGCACCGACGGGGGCGGUGCGCACAACCAGGGAUUCGGCGCCGGCCAGGCUGCGCUGAUGCAGCGGAGCACGAACCCCUGGGACCAGGAACGCUACUGGAACGCCGCCAUAGAACAACAAAUGAAGAAAGACGCAGAAGAUCUUCUGAUCCUGCGCGGCGUACACAAGAACGUCGCCCAUUCCGUGGUCCACGACGACCCUUCUCUGUCUCCGCGCGCCCUGCACGCCAAGGUAAACAAGUGCCUGGAAAAGACCCCGAUUCCGGAGGCUCAGGUACCGGUGGGGCUCACCCCUUCCCUGAAGGAAGACUACAAGCAGGCGCCGGAGAGCUACCCCGCGCUCAAGGUGCCCGUCAAUCUCAAGCAAUGGAGUUUCAUGCGCUGGCUGGAUGCCGAUAAGCACGUGGAAAGGGCGAGACGUGUCAGACCGAAUGCAGCGGCGCUCAUGCUCCCCGUGUACGACGAAGCCGUUGAGUUCCUCAAGGGCGAACACGAGGAUGGAACGUGCUGCCUUGUCCCGCAAGAUCUUUUCAGUCGCGCGAUCAAAGUCGUCGACGAGGUGAAGAAGAGGCCCGAUGCAGGCCCUUGCUGGAUGAAGGGCUUUGUCGCCGACGCCGGGUACGCGGGGGAGUUUCCCGGGACCAAGGCAGGGAUGGAGGAACUCUUCGACGCUCACAUCGCGUCGCUGGAUCAGUGGCCGGCUCCGGGCGCCUCCAACCCCGGGGAGGGGCAGUGA
Molecule: messenger RNA, 978 nt
Organism: Pedinophyceae sp. YPF-701
Lineage: Eukaryota; Viridiplantae; Chlorophyta; Pedinophyceae
Source: the annotation of a GenBank genome assembly